CAUAAAUGCAAAUGUGGAGAAAUCAGUUGGAGCUACUCGUGUCAUUUGUAAUUCUUUGUCUUAACAGGAAAGAGUUUGUCGAUGCCUUCGUCGACUACGCCUUCAACAAAUCAGUGGAGGGAGCGUUUGAAGCAUUCAAGAGAGGCUUUUUCAAAGUGUGCGACAUCGACGUGGUGGAGUUCUUCCAGCCGGAGGAGCUGCAGGCGGUGAUGGUGGGCCAAGAAAACUAUGACUGGGAGGUGUUCAAGCAGAACACGAUUUAUGAAGGAGACUACCACGCCUCGCAUCCAAACAUCAUUAUCUUCUGGGAGGUGUUUGAGAAACUGACAGCAGAGGAAAAGAAAAAAUUCUUCCUGUUCCUCACAGGCUGCGACCGCGUCCCCUUCCUGGGAAUGGAAAGCAUCAAGAUGAGAGUCGCUCUGUUACCCGAUGCCACCGAAAUCCAUCUGCCAGAAGCGCUCACCUGCCACUGCCUGCUGCUGCUGCCCAUCUACCGGAGAUACCCGGUGGACCGGACCAUGCAGACCAGACUCCUUCAGGCUAUUAACCACAACAGAGGCUUCCAAAAGAAACUACACUCUAGAGGCUGAAGUAAUGAAGGCUGCAUUAAAAACAGAUCAUCUUAUUAUUAGUUAACUGCAAAGUGAAAUGUUUCUUUUCUUUUUAAAUAUACACACACCUCUAUUUUAUUGGGAAGUGAGAGAUCUUCAGUAAUGUAGGCACUUAACACAACUAGACCAGCAGCUCAUGUGGUGAAGGUUAGUAGUCAGAGAAACUGAGCAGUAACUCAGUGUAGUCAUCAGCUCAACCCUGUCUGUCUUUUAAUCUUGUGGAUAAAGCUUUCUGUUCUUUUGUUGCAGCGAGGUCAUUUGUGUGUAUGAAGCAGUGCAAACUCAAGUUACACCAAGUGUUUCCGUAUAGUUUGUAAGCUUUGUUUAGGAACAAAACCUAUAUGUAGAAGUAGGGUUGGAAAAAAAGAAAUCAGAAAAAUUAUUUCAUCUCUGCCAUUGUUUUAAGUCAUUGCUGCUCCCCAGACAAGGUCCACCCUGUUGACGUGAUAGCCUCGCACUUUAGGAAUCUUUUUUCAUCAUGACUUUCUUUGCAUUAAGUGCCCUGUUUCGUUAAACAAGCUUAAAUCAUUUGCAAAUAUUUUAUGUUUGUGUAUUGAACAAGAAUGAAGCUAAAAUGCAUAAAAAGUCAGUUGUUUUUCUGCUAUUUGUAUCUAAUCUACCAACCAAAUAAAAGUCCUUCUCUGCAGUA
This is a messenger RNA of Stegastes partitus (bicolor damselfish), 1260 nucleotides long. RefSeq names its product probable E3 ubiquitin-protein ligase HERC4. The coding region runs from base 6 to 590 and encodes 194 amino acids. The record is from RefSeq and is a predicted model, not a curated record. The transcript has 3 exons. Gene Ontology annotation, biological process: protein polyubiquitination. Gene Ontology annotation, molecular function: ubiquitin protein ligase activity. NCBI's taxonomy places the organism in Eukaryota, Metazoa, Chordata, Actinopteri, Pomacentridae.